CUACCAAGCUGAUAUUUUUAUUUUAAACUACUCGUACCUGUGCACACGUUCACAUCUGCCUGAGUUUGGACACAUUUCAAGUGAAAAGCAUGUGAUGUGAUGGUCAACAAAGGUUCAAAUCCCCUCACAGUGACAGGUGCUCUUUACAGGGACGAGCAUGUCGAGCGGCACAGCUUCCGAAGAUCGGCAGUGAAGAUUCCAGAUUUCUAUAACAAAAGCAGGCUGUAUACAUUCAUUGUUUGUGGAGACGAUAGAAGAAAACAACAGCCAACUGACACAAAUGUUGCUGUGGAUGACCAUCGCCUUUUGUUGGAUGACAGUCGGCCUGGCGUGUGACUGCAUGCCACACAGGGAGGACAACUACUGCAACAGUGAUGUCGUGUUUCGCGGUGAAGCUGUCGCUGAACAUCUGGGGGAAACAAGCGAGCCCUACCCCUGGGAAAUACGGAUCUACACUGUUAAUGUCGAGGAAAUCUUCUGGUCAAACAGCAGUUUUGUUGGAAUGACAACUUUCAAUCUCACUACUCAACGUAGUAGCGCCAUGUGUGGUGUUCGUUUUAGUUUGAACACAGCUUACGUCAUUGCUGCCAGCGAAAGGAACGGACAGCUUGUGGACUCAUCUGUGCGCAGGAAACACGGACUGGAACAGUCUCGACACGAAACAAAAAAGGUUUUUCACAAGACGCCUGCGAAACCUCUGUGCUUGAACAAACGCCUUCAACCAAGUUAUUGCACAAGCACGUGACCAGCACGCCGACAUCACGUGACCGAGUCACGACAUCACAUAAGUAUCACGUGACAGUAUCGUACCCAGGACAACCUGUGUUUGUGCCAGGUUGAAGAAACUUGGUUUUAUAUUGAAAACCAGUCUUUGUUUCUCGUUCUGAAUAAAACCUUCACGCAAAUAAAGUUUUCUUUGAAAAUUCA
This is a messenger RNA of Pomacea canaliculata, 927 nucleotides long. RefSeq lists its product as uncharacterized. The coding region runs from base 281 to 745 and encodes 154 amino acids. The record is from RefSeq and is a predicted model, not a curated record. Gene Ontology annotation, molecular function: metalloendopeptidase inhibitor activity; protease binding. Gene Ontology annotation, cellular component: extracellular matrix. Gene Ontology annotation, biological process: negative regulation of membrane protein ectodomain proteolysis; negative regulation of endopeptidase activity. The transcript is spliced from 5 exons. Lineage: Eukaryota; Metazoa; Mollusca; Gastropoda; Architaenioglossa; Ampullariidae.